CCCUCAUAGCCUCGUAGGCUCCCUCAACCGUCUCUUUCCUUCGCUUCUCUCUCUCUCUCUCUCUCUCUAUCUCUAUCUUUCUUAGAAGACAAUAGUAAAUUCAUAUGGAGAAGAUUGAAGGUUUUGUAAUCCUACACUUAUAGAAAACGGCACCGCUUCCCUAAUCUUUUGGAAAAACCCAGGGUUUUUGUUUUGACAAUGGAGAAAGCAGAAAUCGAAAGCUCAAAACCUUUGGAAACUCCUCCAUUCUCUUUCACUCGCCGCCGGUCACACCUCAAGAGCGAAACUUACUACACCUUAGUUCGGAUUCUCUCACAUUGCUACGACAAAUCUCAGUGUUCUCUCGCUGAUCAAGUUGUACCUCAGGAGCAAAAUCCAGAUUUUGGCAAUGAUGAAGUGGGGAAAGCAACUGGGAAUGAAAUGUGUGAGAGUGUUGAAUUGGUCGGACCUGAUAGAGUGGAGCCUAGUAAUUUGGCAAUUCAGAAAGAGACUGUAUCUAAUCAGAGUUUCGAAGCUGUUGGUGUCCAAGACAAAGGGUUUAGUGAUGCACAAGAUAUGGUGAUAGAUGAGAUAGAGAGAAUAAUGGCUGUAGAAGAAAACGAGGAUUUUCUAAAACAGAUGGACACGAUGCUCGGUGAGAGGACUGAAGAGGUUGGCCUCCAAGAUAAAAGGUUUGAUAAGGAAAGAAUUUUAAUGGAUGAGUUAGAGAAUAUUGUAAAUGGCAAUAUGGAACCUGUCCAUGAAAUUAGCGAUGAUCCCUUUACGAGAUCUUUAGACAAUAACCAAAGUGGCAGUGAUAAAGUUGUCCCAAUGAAUAACCCCAAAGAACAUUUUGAUGGUCAAGAAUUUGUUAUGGAGAAAGCUGGGACUGCUCAGAGGAAUUCUAAGCAUUCUGACAUGUUAUUAGACAAGACUGAGAUUGGUGAAGUUCAAUAUCAAAGAGAGAAUGGUGAAGAAAACAGCUUGUCAUUGAAGGCUAAUUUGUUGGGCAUAGAGCAUGAGAUGCAUCAGGCAGACAUGGAAGUGAAGAAAUUGGUUCCUUAUAGCUGUGCAAUGAAUUCCACUAUUCCUAUCACUGAGAAUGCUGAAAUUGAGAAGGGAGAAUACUCUAGUCAAAAGAUUUCCGAAGCCUCUGACUUGUCUUUAGAUAAAGAUAUGAUCUGUGAACCUUUGAAACCAAGUGAGAGUAUGGAAGAAAAAAGUCACUUGCCAAAGACUAAUGCAUUGCAAAUGGAGUUCGAAACUCAUCCAAAUGAGAAGGAAUUGGAGAAAUCAGUCUGUAGUGGUGACUCAUUGAAUUUUCCCAAUCAUAUGACUCUAGAUGGAGACAUCGAAGAAGGAGAAAUUUCUGGUGAUGAUGGAAAAGGUGAUAAAUCAUCGUAUAUGUUUUUAGAAGAUGCUAUAGUGUCAGAGAAGAAGAAAGUAGAUGAGGUGCAAGCAUCUUUAGAUGUAAUUGAGAAAAAAAGUUUCCAUUGUGGUGAGGUGAAUGGAGCAAGUAAAACAAGUUUUGGGUUCACUACCUCUAGAGUGGACACACUUGACGAGGCUAAUGAUAGUAGGGAAGUUGAACCCAAAGAAAAUGAUAGAAACAACAUGGCACUUAGACCUAAAAUGGUUGUUCACAAAAAGUCCUUGAAUGCUAAAAAGACAGAUAGGCACGACCUUUUGGUAAAGGAGGAAGAAAUAAAAAAGAAAGGCAGUGGGGCCAAGGAGGGUAUUGUUAAUCCACCAGCUCAUCCUAUAAACACAACCAGUUCCCAUGGAAUCACAUCUACUGACAAGCAAGAUGCUAGUUCCUGUAAUAAGAAAAAGCGGGGCCCUUCUUCUGAAGAAAAGAAAGCAAAGAAAAAGCAAAAAGAUCGAAAGAGACGAGCAGAAAAGAACAGAGCACUUGGUGUUAAAAGGUUGAAAAUUCAUCCAGUAGCGACACCAAAAAAAAUAACAUAUUGUCACCAUUAUCUCAAGGGACGGUGCCAACAGGGUGACGAGUGCAAAUUUUCACAUGAUACAGUACCUUUGACAAAAUCCAUGCCCUGCUGUCAUUUUGCACGUCACUCAUGCAUAAAAGGGGAUGAUUGUCCGUAUGAUCAUCAGCUUUCCAACUAUCCCUGUGACAAAUUUGUGAAAGGUUUCUGUAGCAGAGGCGAUGAUUGUAUGUUUUCACACAAGAUACCAACAAAGGAAGAUUCUGCAGCUGCUUCAAAUGAUUGCAAACCUGAAAUGAAGUCUCCAUCCUUACCAGGUAAUACAAAUAUUAGUAAGCAACUGAAUGUCACAGGCAGUUCGUUGAAGAAUGUUGAUGUCUUGCCUGCUUCCAUGGGAGCACAUUGUCACGCAAAUGUGAAGACUCUAGUGAAACCACCUGCGCUUGCACCCAAAGGAAUUAGCGUUUUCACUGCUGGGAAAUCUUCAGUGGUUAAUUCAAGCAUGCUUAAGCAAGGAAGCUCCUCUCCAAGUAGGAAUGGAGGAGCUAAAGUCAGGAGUAAGGCAGUUCCAAGUGCGUCAGACACACUUCAAAAUAUGAAUGUGAUUCCAACAAGAACUUCACCAUCUUUGGUACCCAAGGGAAUAAAUUUUCUCUCAUUUGGCAAAGCUCCUUUGGACGAUUCUAUUAGUAAACAAGUGGCUAGCUUGCAUUCAAACAGGGACAGUGGUACUAAACUUACAAUGUUAGACCAUUUAAAUUUGCAGAAACUCGAUAGUUUAUCCCCAAAUAAUGAUGUUAGCAUCAAAAUUGGCAACCAGGCAAGCCAAAGUGCAUCAAAGACAAUUCAAAACUUGAAUGAGAUGGUAAAGAAAACUCAACCUCUGACUACACCACAGGGAAUGAACUUUCUAUCUUUUGGAAAAGCCUCAGUAGAUGAUUGUAGUAGUAAGAUGAAGGCCAGCUUUCCCUUCAGUUGCAGUACAGGUAUUGAUAGAGCUAUUCUACAGGGACAAACUGCACCUGAUAAAUCUCAGAACACAAGUGCAAUCUCAUCAAGGCUGCCUGCUUCUCCACUUGCUUCAGGUCAAUCUUCAGACAACUCAGCAUCUGUGAAUUAUAAAGAUGCAUCAAAAUCAACUCAGAAAGCACUAUCAUUGAUGCUAUCUGCAGCAAAGUAUGGAUCAGAAAUGCGACUGAAUCGGUCCGUUGGUGCUCUUGGUGUCAGUGCCGAGGUUGGUAAGGCAAAUACUAGAAAUAAAAGUAGAAGUUCCCAGAAUGAUUUGGCAAAAGCUUCAAAAAUUUUGGACUUCUUGUCUAGUGGCGCUAGUAAGACCAAGCAGUGAAGAGUAAAGACGGUAGCCCAAGUGCUGAACAAAGAAUAUAUGUACAUGGAGAUGAGUGGCAUGAAAGUUUCCAUGUAGGCAAACUGUAAGUUGGGACUGAGGCUGUGGUGUCUGAUCAGUUGGAGUAACACACAGCAGUAUCAAGGUUUUCCUUUUAAAGGUGUUACGGCUUCUCUUUUGUACUUCAGUGGUACAAUGUUGUAUCUUUCAGCUUCUUUUCAGAAGCUGUAAAUCAGAUGGAAUAUGAUUGCACGAGAUCUUUGCUUUGAAAGGGACUUCAGAUUGGCUUUAUUCUUGUAUAUUCUAUAAACUGGUUCUAUCGAAAAGCCAAUCACAUGUGACUAGCAUCUUAGAGUUGAGUUCAAGAGUAUUGUAGCAAUGGUUUUAUGGAAAUUACUCACUUUUACCUUGAGAUCGAUUCUCAAGUGUUUGCUGCUUGCCAACUCUUGAUGGGAUAUUGAUAAUCAAUCUACCUUUUAGAUGCCUGUUCCUUGCAAGUUCCCCUUCUCUCAUUUGGGUGGAGCCCUUUGCGGUUGCUUAUUCAGGUUGCUUUUUCGAAUGCACUUGUCUGCUCGUCCCAAUAUUAUAGGUGUAUGUUAGAUCAAUAGAAAAUCCUAGUCAAUCUCUCACUUAUGGUGUCAAAUUGAAGAUCCAAUGCUCAAAUUUACAGACAGUAAAUUUUGAAAUGGGAAUGUGUCAAUGCUGCAGGAAAGAUCUGUAUAUGAUUUUAGUGCUCAACCAUGCUGGGUAAAAUAUCCAUAUCAUUGUAUCAGAUGAUAGAAAGAUGGAAAACCAGUCUAGUUUCCUCAAAGCAGUCUCCUUUAGUGAUUCAAAAAUUCAAAAAAAAAAAAAAAAA
This is a messenger RNA of Quercus lobata, 4126 nucleotides long. RefSeq names its product CCCH-type zinc finger family protein. The record is from RefSeq and is a predicted model, not a curated record. Gene Ontology annotation, cellular component: nucleus. The transcript is spliced from 9 exons. Lineage: Eukaryota; Viridiplantae; Streptophyta; Magnoliopsida; Fagales; Fagaceae. Gene Ontology annotation, biological process: negative regulation of DNA-templated transcription. Gene Ontology annotation, molecular function: metal ion binding; RNA binding. Bases 199 to 3270 code for a protein of 1023 amino acids.